This is a messenger RNA of Halichondria panicea, 4579 nucleotides long. Its product is annotated as receptor-type guanylate cyclase Gyc76C-like. The transcript is spliced from 19 exons. NCBI's taxonomy places the organism in Eukaryota, Metazoa, Porifera, Demospongiae, Suberitida, Halichondriidae. The record is from RefSeq and is a predicted model, not a curated record. Gene Ontology annotation, molecular function: guanylate cyclase activity; protein kinase activity; adenylate cyclase activity. Gene Ontology annotation, cellular component: plasma membrane. Gene Ontology annotation, biological process: protein phosphorylation; receptor guanylyl cyclase signaling pathway; cGMP biosynthetic process. The coding region runs from base 347 to 4390 and encodes 1347 amino acids.
CAAGUUACUCGUUAUAAUGAUCUAGUACGAAUAAUGUACUUACAAGUUGCUAUACAUAAUACUAGGCUUUGUUGCUAUUUGCAUGUCUUCAGGCCUAAGUAACUCAUAUAUUAUGCUUGCCACCUCAUAGCGCGAUUUGGUAAGGAUUUCUUGACAGUGUCAACUAUCCUUUAUCAACUUUUAAUUUUCGCACUUUCGCAGUUUAUUUAUAGCCCAAUCCUUCGUGCUUUUGGCAGUUCUAAAGUGGAUGGUUAAAUUUCAACAGCAUCUCCUGAAGUUUAUUGCCCCAAAGCACAGCUGAGUUAUAGGUUGACAUUUUCAGUACCACAGCCAGGCAGCUUAGAAUAUGUUUAUCCAGCUCAGAGCUUUCAUGUCUCUCCAGAUACUUCUGUUGUGUUCUGUCUGUUUUGUUGUGACUCCGGUACUGUCGGAAUUCCAUCCUCAUGUGCAUACUGUGAAUAAUUGGAGUCCAGUGCACGUUCAAAACGUGCUCGAAUAUUUGAGUAUCAAUGCAACCACAUUUGCUCCCGAUCAAGUCUACUGUCCGGCAGGGUCGCUCAACGAUACUUACAAGCAGAAUACAAUAUUCAUUGGAGUGCUUGGUUGUUUGGACCCAUUUCUGUUGACUUUGUCCGAUGACAACGUAGAUGCUAUAAGGAAUCAGUCUAAUAACUCCUGCCUACCUGGUCUUCCCGGGUACUACCCGCCUGUAUCAGAGUACAUCCUAGCUCUGCUAAUGCAUGUGGAGGAGUUUAACAACCGCACCGAUGUCCUUCCCUACCACAAGAUAUGCAUAUACUCUGGCAUCCCAUUGGACCUUUCAGUAGAUGUCAAGACUGGAUUUAAUACUUUUAUUGGACUUCCAAUCACUCCUGUUAUCGUGGACGUAGCAGGUGAUCAAAAUUCAAUCUUUCUUCAGCACCUUGUCUUACCUUCCAAUAUUCCAUUGUUACGUCACUCUAAUUACGGGAAUUUGCUCCCUGUGAACGGCCAUAAUGUUUGGAGUAGAUUAAACAGAAGAAUACUGAAUAGAUCACCGAGUCAAACAAUUUCUGUCGUGAAGCUUGCUGAGGAACUGUAUGAAGAAUACUUCUUUGUAGCUGACCCGGACGGCAUUGAAGUUCAUUAUGCACUUCUAGACCUCUACAAGUUUUACGGUUGGAAAAAUGUGGCGUACAUUCUUGCAGAUGAUUGGUCGGCUACGACACUGGCUUCGGGAUUUUCUCGUGUCUAUACAGGAAUUGAUGUAACGCUGUACUUCUUUGGCUACCAACAAGUGGAUGGUGACUUAUUGAAUCUGUUCAAACAAUUGAGUCAGAAUGAGCUACAAGUGAUAGUCUUCCAUGGCACCGUGCAACGCUACUUUGAUUUGCUCCUCGAGGCUUCUCGCUACAGCUUUGUAGGGCCAGAAUAUGUCUGGAUCUUUCCCUAUGCCGGAGCCACGUUCCCUGACAGCUACCAGCUCUCCAACUUGUGGUGUGGCUACACUGACGAAGAGGUGUUUAUCAUCAAGAAUGCACUGAGUGGUACUCUCUCUGCUGGAAUAUCAGAGGGUAUCUUUAGUCAAUACAAUUAUUUUGUUGAGAAGUUUGUUAAUUUCUCCAAUCGGAUUACUGGAGAUUUGAGUUUCUACAAAGAUAACACUCACUUUCCUCAGACUUCACGCAUUUAUGACAUUAUUGGUUUGCUGGGUUGGUCUCUUCAGACACUGGUUGAAGAGAAGGCCUUCCUCCUCAACACAACCCAGUCCAUGGUGAAUGUAUCAUUUGACGACAGACGAACCCUCGCCUCCAUUCUCCAUCGAGUAGUACUCCAAUCCCCCGAAGCAGUGGCAGGUAAUCUCAGCUUCAUAGAUAAUGGCCAUAGAGAGAGCACUUUUAUCAGUGUUCGAAACUUUGUCCCGAUUGAGAACAGCAAUUUCUCAGUCAACUCUUCACAAAGUUUUGCACCGUGGGUGGUACAAGUUCGGGCAUGCAUAAUGAAUCGGCCAGCUGAUAAGUCGGUGUUUGAAUUUGAGUUCUUCGAUGAGAAUGGGACCUCACUUGGUCCGGAUCAGAGCUUCGUUGUAUUCCCCUCAGGCUCAACCACUGUCCCUUCGGGAAAGCCAUAUAGGCCAUUCAGAAGAGCCCAUGAGGCCACUAUUAUCAGUUCUGUGUCCUCGAUCCUCAUAUUUACGCUGGCAGUUCUUGGCUAUGUUGGAAUGGUGUACUACCAUGACAAGAAGAGGGAGAUGUACAAUAGCAGCUGGAUCUUCAACGAGGGCGACCUGCACUUCAUCUCGGGCGAACGUCAGCAAGGCAUUUGGGGGCGGCUGAACAACAUCACCAAAAUGAUGGGGAUUAGGAACGCAAGUAACAUGAUGGAGGAAGCAACGAAAUUAAAUGACGGUAACAUUGCUGUACUGAUUCGACUCUCUCUGCCAAAUAAAAUGAUCACGGAGAAAAUGUACCAAGAGUGCAACAUCAUGAGGGGCUUGAAACACCCUAACAUCUGUCCAUUCUUUGGCUGUCUACUGAACGGAGCAAAGUCAGCUCUACUGUACAAGUACUACCCUAGGGGCACUCUUAAGUAUAUUCUCUGCAACUCUAAUAUCGAGUUGCAGAGAGUGUUUAGAUUAUCCUUUGCCUUGGACAUAUCUCAUGGUAUGGAGUAUUUGCACUCUAAGAAGAUUACUCACGGUCGUUUAGAGACGCGUAACUGUGUCGUCGAUGAAAAUUGGGUAGUGAAAGUGAGAAACUAUGGUUUGGAGGAUCUUCACAAAAUGAAUGUUACUUCAAACGGCAAACCAAACCAGUAUGCAGCGGGAUAUGUACGGUGUGGCUCCAAGGUGUCUGUGUUAAAGGUGGCUCCAGAGGUCCGUCUCCUAGGAGCUUUGCCCAACCCAUCAGCGGACAUGUUUAGCUUUGGUCACCUCCUGGAGGAGUUGCUCGUCGAUAGGAGGAAUGACUGGACUGGUACAGAUUCAUCGUCUAAAGGGACCACGCAAAAAGAGCCCAUCUCACCCAACCUAUUCAAUCUGAUCAGUACUUGCCUGGACAACCGACCUCAACAGAGGCCAUCGUUUGAGAGCGUCACUCUGCAACUGACUGACAUCGUACUCACAGAGCACAACAUCACUGAACAUGGCGUGAUGCAGAUCUACUCUCAACAGCUAGAAGAUCGUUUGGAGGAGCUAUUGGACAAAGUGUCCAAUCAGAAAGACAAACAGACCGAAAUCAUGCAACAUUACAUCCCCAAGACGAUGGUGGCGACUAUAAAAGACGAAAAGGACGUUCCUAUCACGGAGCACAAGAACGUAGCUAUCUUAUGCAUAGAGUUGACGUGUACUGAGUUGCUCUCAGACAAAAUGAACCCUGAAUCCAUCGAGUACCUAGUGCUGACAAUGCAGAAAGCUAUUGAGGGAGUCACUGUCGCCUUUGAUGUGAAGAAGAUCCACUCAAGCGGAAACAUGUGGAUUCUUGCCUCGGGAAUUCUGUCUGAUAGCGGCACCAAUCAGAUCACUGAGGCUACCAAUGCUGCCAUCACUGUAUUGGACACCUUCAGUGGUAUCUUCCUUCCUGGUCUGCCCUACGUGCACCCCACAGUGCGUGUGGGGAUCCACACAGGAAGCAUGCUGUGUGGAGUUAUUGAAGAGCCUGUUCCACAGUUGGUUACCCUCGGCAAAUCUAUCACAACUGCCAUCAACAUUGCCAGUGCUGGCAAAGAUGGACAGAUUCUCGCCAGCUCUGAAGCCGGACAGCUUCUCAAGAAUUCCCCCGACUUUAGAGUCACUGAAAAUGCAACCAUACCUAUUCAGGAUGAACUCCUCCCUACUGUGUGGAUAGAGCUUACCACAUGUGAGAGUAUUAGCCGUAGCAGUGCCCCCCAGACACUUGCCCUACCCCUCGACAAGAAUGUGACCAUCAAACAGUGUGUACGCAAACAUUUAAUGUCAGUAUCUUCCCCCUCGGAACCUAACACUCCGUUGAUCGAAACCCCACCCAAGAAGAACAGAUUCAACGUUCCCUAUAGCAGCUACGAGCAGCCCACAAAAACACGACGACGAUUUGAUAUGAAACGAUCCAUCAGUCUAAUCAGCAAUAGAGUUCUUCCUACCAACAACCCACCCAAAUCACGUUCACCCUCGAUUCAGAGCACCAAGAGCUCCAAACUUCAACCGAGUGUUGAUUCAGGUGCGGGUACCGGUAUCGGUAUAUUCAAUGGAACUUUUGAAUCAGUGUCUGAGGGGAAAGGUCAACCGCAGAAGCCGGCAAUUGCCAGGGGGCAAUCGGAUGGUUCUGGUAGCGUAACCUCCGACUCGUUGAUUAGGAUUCGACCAUGGAGUGCAAACUCUGAGCCAGCUCGGCUGAUUGAUAUGGAGAACCUCCAUGGCAACGACUCACCUGUUUGAACUAUGAAUUCUGAACGUUAACUUAUACACGAUUCACACACCCAAAAAAAUCCACUAAUGUACAUGUAUACUCAUAAAUUAAUGUAUACACUGUAUUCUAAUGUUAUUUUGUUUACAGAUUAGCUUCUUUUUUGUGCAAUAUUUAUUGCAUGUACGUGUCACCAUAAUUAUAAUUAUCAUAAUUAUUAA